Messenger RNA from Beta vulgaris subsp. vulgaris (sugar beet), 3281 nucleotides. RefSeq lists its product as hypothetical. Bases 224 to 3052 code for a protein of 942 amino acids. The record is from RefSeq and is a predicted model, not a curated record. Lineage: Eukaryota; Viridiplantae; Streptophyta; Magnoliopsida; Caryophyllales; Amaranthaceae. The transcript is spliced from 9 exons.
UCACCAAAUUCAAAUUCAAAAAUCAUCCGCUCUCUUAACGGCUAGUUGUAAAACCUCACAUCUUCAUUUCUUCACUGUAUAAAUACUUCAUUUCUCCGCCUCCAUAAACCAUAUCUCGUCAUUUCUCUAACAUCAGACCCCUAAUUUUCUCUCUCUACAUCUCUUUCGCACUUUCUCUCUCUUCUUCAUCUUCAAUUUUUCGCGUUGAAGAAAAGAUUCAUCCAUGGAUUUCCAAAUCUUGAAGAGACGUGACCUUCAAUUGUUGUGCAAGAGGAACAACAUCCCUGCCAAUACUACCAAUGCCGCCAUGGCCGAUGCGCUCGCUUCGCUUCCUAUUGUGGAAGGACUUGAAGAAUAUUUGAGAAAUCCAGAAUCUGAUGCCCAUGGAUCCCCUGACAAAUCUAUGAUUAGUUCAUCUAAUGUACCCCGAACCACGGCUCGUAAAAAGGCAUUGACGGAUGAACUAGAAGGCUCGAAAUUGACCACAAGAACUAGCUGCAGAACAAGGACUAAAGCCGUAGAAGGAACCGGGAAGACUCCGGCGACACGUACUACAAGGAAAAGGGCAUCACAGGAGGCCUCAAUCCAGAAAAUGAUGGAGAAAGAUUUGCAGGCUGAGUUUGAGGCUGACUUGGAGCAGCAAUCUGAAGUUUCUGAGAACAAUGAACUUCCUUCUGGAGGUGAACUUAAGGAAAUCUCAGAAGAGGUUUCAGGUGUUAGUGUGGAGAAUGAUGGACAAUUGUUGUCAGAGAGCAUAAGUGAGGUACAACAAGUUAGUGUUGGAGAAGAAAUCAUUGAUGUGAGUGAAGCACAAGAAGAGGAGGAGAUGUUAAAUGGAAGUAAGAUGGUGGACUUUCAUAGUCUUGGUAGAAAGGACCUCCAAAUUCUGUGCAAGAAGAAUAAGAUCCCUGCCAACAUGACUAAUGCUGCAAUGGCUGCUGCUCUUGAGUCUCUUGAAACUGUUGAAGGUCUGCAAGAGCUUGAUUAUCAAGCUCCAAGCUCACCUAGAGUGUCAGGGAUUAGUUCAUCUUGUGCUCGUCGAUCACGGACCACCAUGAAAAUUACUAAAGAAGAGCCACAGAGCUCAAGGCUGAUAACAAAAUCAUGCCGUGGGUCAAGGAGAAGAGUAGUAGAUGAAACUCCAGCUGCACCUAAUACUCGGGAAAAGGCUCCCCGGGCUGGUUCUGCACUAACAGAAAGCAUUACCAAAGAGGAAGAUAGUGCAGUUCACAGGAGUGAGCUAAAGAAAAUGAACUUGUGUAUGGACGAUGGAGAAUGUCCUGUCUCUUUCAGCAAUGGCGAAAGCGAGCUUGGAGGUCUAGAGAAUUCUGGACUUUCUGGUGUUGCCAAGUGCAGCAGUGAUAUCAGUGAUAGUCUGAUUCAAGAAGCACCAGUGAGUGAAUCUACAUUGGAGGAUGACAGUGGAAAAGGUAACAAUGGUCACCUCGAAGCUGAGAAAUUGAAGGAACCAGAAGAAUUGGUGUCUAAAGUAGAUGAAAAUGUUGUUGAAGAGGUGGUCUUAGAAAAUUUGGAAGUAACUGAAGCAUUAACCAACUUGGUUAAGGUUGACAUAGUCCCUGAAGCAGUGGACUACUUUGCCAACCAACAGGAGGACCUGACAUUAUCUUCGGGAGACGGUGAAUCCGAAAGCACUCAAGCUGUUGCUGCUAGCAAAUCUGAAGACUGCGAGCUUGAGAAUGUAGUUGCAGCACCUUCUGUUCUGGCUGCAGAUUUAUGUCUUCAUGAGAAGCUUGAAGAGCAGACAUUUGAGGAAUUUGUCUCUGAGUCUAUUUCUGAAGCUGAUACUAAUAUGGGAAACAGCAAGCAUGAAAAAGCUGUCACUUUCACUUCUGAUAUUGUUGCAGAAAUUACUUGUCCUAUUGAGCAUGAAGGUAACCAUGCAGAAGGCGAGAUGUUCCAGAAGUCUGAUACUGAGUCAAGUGCUCGCGCUGUCACUUUUACUUCUGAUCUUGUUGCAGAAAUUAUUAGUCCUAUUGAGCAUGAAGCAAACCAAGCAGAAGACGAGAUGUUCCAGAAGUCUGAUACUGAGUUAAGUGCUCAAGCUGAUAAUGUAAGUUUGGAAAGCAACGAUGUGGAAAGUGAAGCUGAUUCUGAAGGCAGUGACACAGAAGACGAAAUGCUCCAAGAGUCUGAUACUGAAUCAACUGAUAAAUUCAGCCUGAAAACCAAUGUGGAUAGUGAAUCUGAAGGUAGCAACACAGAAGAUGAGUUGUCUGAAUCUGCUAGUGAAGAUAAUAUAUCAAGUUUGGAAGUCAAUGUGGACAGUGAAGUUGAAGAUCCGAUCUUCUUCACAGAGUUCGACACUGAAUCAACUAUUCAGUUUAAAACAGAAACACCUUUGGGUCAAAAAAGUGUGCGACAGUUGAAGAGGAUGCUCAAGGAUAGACUACAGGCAACAACAUUGGCAAAAAGCAUGGAAAAAUUGACCUUAGAGGAGACUGAGAUCUCACUGCCUAAAGUGGAAGAAGAUUUGCAAGGUCUUGUGGAGUCUGAGUGUGAUAAUGCUGAUAUUGCAGUUCCUCAAGUGAUCUCUAAAGAUAUAGAGGAUGAAAUCAAUGAUGAUGAGACUGAGGUGCAAAAUGACACUUCUAAUGAGACUCUAGUGACUAAUAGUGUCAAUACUGCAACACUUUACUCAGUUGAAAUACUACAAGACAAUGAAGUGAUACCUGAAGAUGAAGUAGCUGGUAACAUCAAUGUUGCCACAUUCCCACCACCAUUAACACCAAGCAAAGUUUCUAGCAAGACUAAUAAGAAGCCAUUGCUGUUUACUACACCAUCUAAAACUCCAACGAAAACGCCGACAACUGCUGGAAGGAAGAACUGUAUUUUGGAUGUCAAUAAGGAGAACAUUGACAACAGUGUCAGUAAAAUCAAACUUGCUGUUACUGGGAGUGGUAAAGUUAUUUCUGCUGUGAGUAUGGGGAAGCUGAAAAAGGAAUUCAAAGUGCUUCAGCAACAACAAUCAGAGAAGAAGAGUCAAGCACUGCAGCCGCGGUCCGAAAACAACUGCCUCCUUACUAGCCCAUGAACUGAAGACUCAUCACCUAUGAUAGUGUGUAUUAGGAGGUUAAAACCUUUGGUUUACCUUUUGGUAGCUCUUAUGAGUUUGUUAGUAUUAGUGAGUGUUUGAGUAGUCCGAAAUUUGGUUGUGGCAAACUCAAAUCUCUUAUAUUAAUUUCUGUUUUGUACUGAAAAAACAAAGACAAUCUCUUCUAUAAGUAAAAGUUAAUGGCAAUAUAGAUGAUAUUUUAAAGGCA